AUGGGAGGACCACCGAACAUUCUGAGCACGUCCGCGACGCCGACUCAGAAAUCGCUAUACUCGCAAUCUUCGUACCCGUCAAAGACCAGCAUCGAAUCGACUCGAGAUGGACUACAAUCCCAGUCUGGGGCUAAUGCACCCCCCCGCACUUUGGGAACCUCUGCUGUGUCUUUCGGACCUCGAGGAUCAUCUCUCGCGGCCACUCCUGCGCCUGGGAGUUUCAGUUCGAACAUGCGCAGCCAGAUCAUGCCCUCCAGGCAAGCCUCCGGGCAAGAUGCAAAUGCUUCAAUGGCAAAUCUCGAAAGGCUUGACGAGGACGAUGGAUCCGGAGUGGGGCAGUUAACGUCGUUACGUGAGGCUCUGAACAGAGAAAUGAAGAUCAAAGAGGGCAGUGAGAACAUGCUGGAGGCAUUGAAUACUAAAAAGGCAAAACAGACCAAGGAGCAACGGCAGAGAGUUGAGGCAGAGCUAACAUCCUCCAACCAGAGGAUCAAGGAAUUACGCGCUCAAAUUACAGAAUAUCAAAAGCCGAAGCUACCCACAACACCCACGAGAGCUCGUAUGGAUGUCUCGUUUCAAAGCAAUAGUGUACGGUCUCCUCAAAGUGUCACUAGAAGUAUUGGAGGAUCGGAACCUGACGAGCCGACCGAGUCACCUACAUACGUGCUAGCAGAACUCCUGCAGGCGCUAGAAGUCGAAGGACUCACCCCAGACUAUUAUGUUGGACAUGCGAACAAUUUGGUGGAUCUUUUUAAAAGACACCCAACGAUCAAACAAGACUUGGUAUGGUCUAUCUUUGGCCUUCGAAUGCAAGUGAUGCUCUUGAGUGAGAGUAGAGAAGUGGUAGCUGCAGGGUAUCGGAUGACGAGAUAUGCAAUAUCUGAUAUUACUUCAUUGCAAAAGAUCAGAUCUUUAAACACUGAUUGUCUUGUUGUCUUAUCUCUCAUUAAGGAGAGGAAAGCGGAUGUCGAAAGAGAACAAGCUUUGAAAUUCAUCAGAGCCUUUUUAGAUGUAAAAGGGGGCGUCAAAGAAAUCUCAAGAGCUGUUGUUAGGACAAUUUCAUCUGUUGCUGAACAUACAGAUGAUCGAUUAAAGUCAAUUUGCAUUGAGACUCUCGCUGAGAUCAUGGUUCGAGAUCCAGCUUUAGCCGUCUCUUCAGGUGGAGUGCGACCUUUGGCAGACGCUCUAGGUGAGGGGGCAUACGAGGGAUCAGAAAGCUUAACAGCUGCAUUCCUAUUUCUCUUGGACUCGCCUCAGAGGAGGAAAUAUCUUCGCUCCGGCUAUGAGCUUGAGGUGCUGUUCACGGCAUUCACGGACUCUCUGUUUGCGAAGCCAAGCAUCUUGAAGCAAAAUUCAAAAGCCAUAUCAUAUGCUCUUCGAUCCUGGCCAGGUCUCAUGACAUUGUCAAUGUACAAUUUCAGGGCCAUCAAAUCACUGGUAUCUUGCCUGAUGUUGCCAAACCCUACAAUCCGAGACACAGUCAUCGACCUUCUCUAUUCUCUUCUGAGGAUCAAGUCACCCUUUUGGGCUACCUCUUUCCUGGCGGGCCGACGGCUUACCACAUACGGACGACUUGCAACGCUCAAAGCAGCUCCCCAGAAGACCCAGCAGCCGGUAGAAGAAGAACCAGGAGACAAAAGCUUUGUUGACCAUUACACGGCGUUGCUACUUGCCGUCUUGAUUUCUUCGGACACGCUCCCAGCGCUAUUACAGGUGACUCGAGACGCAGACAGCUCCAUGCUGAAGCGCAAGACGACUCUUCUGAUUGGAGAAAUCCUGAAGUUGGCUAGCAACCUCCUUCCAUCAAAUUGGAGUAGUGACUUGCAGCUUCUUCCUGAUUUGUUCGCAGCCGCAUCUCACUUUGGAGACAACGAGCGUUUUGAUGCUACGGGUACUGUUUACCAGAUAAGCAGUGUCAGUCGGACCUUGUAUCGAUCAAACCCAACUACUGCCAAUCCUCUGAACAGCCCAGUCAACAACAGCAACGAUAAUUUAGCAAGCUUGGAGGAUAUGCCCAAAAUGACUCCAACUGUUAACCUGGACGAGACGACAUUUCGACAGCUUCUAGUUGAGACGCAGGUGUUGUCAAGCACCAAUCCAGUCAAGUGGAAGUGGGACAUCAUUUUGAAAAUCAUCGAAGGCCCAUUGCUCAACGGGAAGCGUCUUGAUGAGGCGAUCAAAGCUUCCAAGUUCGUCAAACGGAUCAUGAGCUUCUACAGACCUUUCAAGUACAAGUUUGCUGAAAUCAGGAAUACUCGCCUCACCCAGAAGUAUGUUCGAGUUGGUUGCGCACUCAUGAACACCCUUUUGCAGACAACGGUAGGUAUCAAUUACCUCUCGGAUAACAAGCUGCUUAGGCAAGUUGCCGAAUGUCUGGCCCAAUGCGAUCCGACAAGUGGACUAACGGCCCAAGCCCCAAUGUUUUCCAAGGAUCACCUAUCAGAGACACUGUGUUCUGGGUACUUUGCGAUGCUUGGUACUUUGAGCGGUGAUACCAGGGGCUUGCAGAUGCUUGAUCGUUGGCGGAUGAUCAACAUGAUGUACCAUAUCAUGGAUCUGAAGCAGCGGCCUGAUCUCAUUAAGCUGCUACUCUCUAACUUUGACUACAGCAUACAAGGUCAUCCUCGAGUGCUGCUUUCCAAAGCUCUAACUGCUGGAUCAAAAGAAAUUCGUAUCUUUGCUACCAACGUGCUCAGAAAAUACUCCAGUCGAUCACGGCCCAAUGGGCCUGCGAAUCAAGGUGUUCGGGAUUCGAAGUGGGCCAUACAACUUCUUGUGACCCAACUUUACGACCCCGAAGUUGAGGUAUGUGCCACUGCAAUCAAAAUACUUGAAGAGGCCUGCAACCGAAAGAGCUAUUUGGAGUACAUCGUGGAGUGCCGUCCGGCACUGGACCAUUUGGGGGAAAUUGGUGCGCCUUUGCUCUUGCGAUUUCUGUCUACCUCGAUUGGAUAUCAUUAUCUGGACGGUCUGGACUAUAUCAGCAACGAGAUGGACGACUGGUUUCUUGGUCGAAAUGACGGUUACGUAGGAGUCAUCGAGGCAAGCUUGGCUCGAUCCUUUGGCGAGAUUCACGAGGAGUCUUCUCGACGGAUGAGUAUCGAAGAUGAUAGCUUUGAGAUGGAAGGCGAUAAUGACUACCAUGUCCCACCACACUUUUACAGGGAACUGACGAGGACGAAAGAAGGCUGUAAGCUUCUGCGGGAUAAGGGACAUUUCGAAGAGUUCGCAUCAACGAUACGCGACUACGGUAUGCUAUCCGACGACCCGGAACUGCUCCUCAAAGUCAAGGGUUCGCUAUGGGCUGUCGGCAAUGUUGGGUCAAUGGAACUCGGGGCACCAUUCCUGGAAGAAUACGAUGUUGUUGAAAACAUUGUCAAGAUUGCCGAGUCGCACGAGAUCAUGAGCCUGCGUGGAACGGCAUUCUUCGUUCUGGGACUGAUCUCUCGGAGUGUCCAUGGACUGGAGAUCCUUUCGGAGCAUGGGUGGGAUAGCAACACUACAAGCAUGGGUCUCUCGCUUGGGCUCUGCAUCCCGAAUGACCUGAGCAAGCUGUUCUCAUACCAGCCUUGGAAGCACGAGAAAGUCAUGGAUGUUAUUAUGACUGAAGAACACCUCGUCGCAGUCGCAAAAGCCCGGCAGGACGAUGACGAAGUCAACCAGCGUAUCCUGGAGCUCAUUGUUGACCUCGGCAAUACCGUGCUACAGAAGAGAGCUAUGACUGAGCUCAUGCAUAUCAAGGCCAAGAAGGUGCCUGGCUUCCGAUCGCCAGCACUGUUCAAAAAGAUCAUGAUACUGCUUGAAUCCCACCACUUCCGCCUCGGCGUCCGGCAUUUCGUGGCGGAGCUCUUUGACCGCAGCGUUCUUCGUCGUAUAGUAUUUGAGGAAGACAUCAGCGAGGAAGAAGGACUCGAUAGCGACGAUGGAAGUGGCAGUGAAGAUCGCACGGAACGAGCAAGGAGCGUAAGCGAUGCAUCGAGUUUCAGCGCCACGGAUAUAUCUGGCGUUUAG
Drepanopeziza brunnea f. sp. 'multigermtubi' MB_m1 is the source of this 4011-nucleotide messenger RNA. RefSeq lists its product as uncharacterized. Gene Ontology annotation, cellular component: TORC2 complex. NCBI's taxonomy places the organism in Eukaryota, Fungi, Ascomycota, Leotiomycetes, Helotiales, Drepanopezizaceae. Gene Ontology annotation, biological process: TORC2 signaling. The record is from RefSeq and is a predicted model, not a curated record.